GUCGGGAGAGAGCGAAGCUGUUUACAAGCGGCUCGGAUCGUAAAUUCCCUGCCGCACAGUACCACAGAAAGGGCGCAGGAGUCCUGGGUGACUGGACCUCCUCACUUAUUCGGCGGAACCGCGUUUUCGCUGCACGGGCGUCGGUGGCGGAGCGGAGCACGUGACCAAAUGCGGAACUUGGUGUUCAGCGUGUAGUGCAAGAAGAGCGAGGGAUAUUUUGGUGAAUGUCGAUUCCCCCCCCCCCUCCUUAUUUUCAGCAACCCUUGGUGCCCGCUGCACUAACUUCUGCAGAUCACGGCUGUUCCGCGAGACAGUUGGACGGGUUUCCUCCUUUUUGUCCUCUUCUUGCGCCCAGCUAAGGGUUUCCGACCAGAAGAAGAAAGUUCAAACCUCAAGUUGCCGUUGGAGCCAUCAGUCCGGCAUUGGGUGGUUCUGAGGUCAGACGGCGGGGAGGAUGAGGCUGUGACCGGGUCUGUCCAAGUGUGUCCAUCUGCUCUGAACCUGCCAUCCUGACAUGGCCACUGCGAGGAAGAGCUCUGCCAAGGCGGGGGGUGUGCGCUUUGCGGAGGAGCCCCCUGCCGCCGGUGCUCCCUCCCAUGUCCACUUUGAUGAGAAGCUGCACGACUCCAUCGUCAUGGUGACCCCAGAGAGCGACGGAAACUUCAUGGUCAAGGUGGGCUUCCUGAAGACACAACACAGGUAUGAGAUCGUGUUCACCUUGCCUGAGGUUCCAGCCCUCGGGAAGAAUGUGUGCCCGGCGCCGAUACCAAGCCCACACCUCCGCAUCACCAAUAUCAGCCCACUACCGGAAGGUGGGCUGAAGGUGACCUGUGAGUAUGCCCAGCAGGAGGGAGUACUUUGUGAGGAGGUGCUCCUGCUGAGUGAAACCAACGGAGUUUCUGUCAAGGUCAAAGUUCAUGCCCGGGUCAUGGACCGUCACCAAGGUACGCCCAUGCUGCUGGAGGGGGUGCGGUGUGUCGGUGUAGAGCUGGAGUACGACUCUGAGCAGAGUGACUGGCAAGGAUUUGACUAGAUUACGACGACGCACACGAACAAACAUAGACUCACCCUCUUCCUGGACAGAACGGGCCACCCGCACACCCGCCCAAAAGUCUACACACAUAC
Molecule: messenger RNA, 1125 nt
Organism: Lampris incognitus (smalleye Pacific opah)
Lineage: Eukaryota; Metazoa; Chordata; Actinopteri; Lampriformes; Lampridae
Gene: adisspb
Product: adipose secreted signaling protein
Source: RefSeq, a predicted model, not a curated record